Messenger RNA from Aspergillus puulaauensis, 1038 nucleotides. RefSeq names its product zinc-binding dehydrogenase. The transcript is spliced from 6 exons. Gene Ontology annotation, molecular function: oxidoreductase activity; zinc ion binding. The coding region runs from base 1 to 1038 and encodes 345 amino acids. Lineage: Eukaryota; Fungi; Ascomycota; Eurotiomycetes; Eurotiales; Aspergillaceae. The record is from RefSeq and is a predicted model, not a curated record.
AUGCACGCCUGGCGAAAGCACAAAGGGAAUCCUGUCCCGGUCUGGGAAGAAAUCCCCGUUCCAUCCGCGCCCGCAACGGGAUUCCUAGUAAAGCUCCUCGCAUCCGGAGGCAUCGACCAAGCCCUCCUCGACGUCGAAGACCGUCCCCAGUUCAACGAUGUCUACACUCUUGGCCACGAAGGGUGCGGCGAAAUCAUCCAAAUCGGAGCAGACGUGACAGACAACCGGUUUAAAAUUGGCACCCGCAUCGCCCUCCUCGCCGUCCCAGGCUGCGGCCUGCAAUCCUGCCCCGAGUGCUCGCGGGAUCUCGCCCAGUUAUGUCCCAGCGGCCAGCACCACGGAAUCGGCCAGGACGGGUUCUACGCUGAAUACGUGGCCAUUGAUGCGCGGGGCGCUGUUCUUUUGCCUGAUGGUGUGCCCCCUGAAGUCGGCGCAAUCGCCACCGACGCCGUAACGACCGCGUACCACGGCAUUGUACGUCGUGCAGAGGUCCAGCGUCACGAGACGGUUUUCCUGUUUGGGCUUGGUGGGCUAGGGUUUAAUGCGUUGCAGAUCGUGCUGAAGCAUAUCAAGGCGCGUGUUCUUGUUUCUGAUGUCCGGGGUGAGAAGCUCGAUGCGGCGCGGGAGUUGGGUGUUCCUGAGGAGGAUAUCGUGCCGAUGCGUGUCCAGGCAGAAGGGAGGAUCGCGGAAUGGGUGGUUGAGCGUGGAGUUCGCGUUGAUACGGUGUUGGAGUUUGUGGGGAAGAGGCAGACGUUUGAGGAUGCGCAGCGGGUUGUUAGGGCUGGUGGGAAGGUGUUGUGUAUUGGAACCGGGGAGAGGGUGAAUGCGCUUGAUAUGAAGAAUGGGAUUCGGAAGAGGUUGAGCUUUAUUUUCAGUUAUGGGGGGCAGUAUAGGGAUCUGGAGGAGGUGUUGGGGUUGAUUCAGGAAGGAGUAUUGAGGCCCAGGGUUCGACGGGGGUUGCUUAGGGAUUUCCCGCGUUAUCUGAAGGAGUUGAGAGAGGGAGGGAUCGAGGAUAGGGUUGCCUUAGCCCCAGAGUAG